Dreissena polymorpha is the source of this 7509-nucleotide messenger RNA. RefSeq lists its product as uncharacterized. The record is from RefSeq and is a predicted model, not a curated record. Gene Ontology annotation, cellular component: nucleus. Gene Ontology annotation, molecular function: RNA polymerase II cis-regulatory region sequence-specific DNA binding; protein dimerization activity; DNA-binding transcription factor activity, RNA polymerase II-specific. NCBI's taxonomy places the organism in Eukaryota, Metazoa, Mollusca, Bivalvia, Myida, Dreissenidae. Gene Ontology annotation, biological process: regulation of transcription by RNA polymerase II. The coding region runs from base 63 to 2219 and encodes 718 amino acids. The transcript is spliced from 9 exons.
GUAACCCGAAAAUCACCGAGCUUUUCCGACAUUAAUGGGAAAGGCAAGCCAGUCGCGCAAUAAUGCGAGCCGAAAUGACUGUCGGCUUGGAUUUGGAAAGUUUAGAAAAUUUACGGAUUUAUAAUGGAUAUAGUGAUUUCAAGAGAGAAAGGAAGCUUUCAUUGGAACUGCCCUCGUCCCCAGAGGAAAAUGGAGGGGCCACGGAAAGCGAUACCAGUCAGUACGACAACGGAAUUGGAACGAGGCCAAAAACAAAAUUAAAGUGCGGUCGACCGAAUAACCCUAUUCCCCGGCACAAGCGGGAUUCACACAUCAAAGCUGAAUAUAAGCGCAGGGAUAAGAUUCAGAAGGGUUUUGACACCUUGUUGGCUACCGUCCCAUCCCUGAUUGAGUCAAGUUCUGGCAGAGAAAGUCGUUCGGUGAUGUUGUACAAAACCGCUGAAUACUGUCGACAGUUAAAAACUGAAUGUGGCGGAGCUCAGAAAGAAAUUGAGGUGCUGCGCCAAGAGCUUGAGACCCUUGGUACCGAGAUUCAGACUCUGCAAGACCAGUUGCCACAGCACGGGGUGAAGCGAGACAUUGACGUGAUGAAUGAUGUUACAAUGGACGCGCUCUAUGACCAGUACGUAACUGAGGAAACAAAGAAGAGCUGGAAGUUCUGGAUUUUUGGUUUCUUCAUGAGACCACUGUAUGACUCGUACAAACGAACUAUGGAGAAUAGAAAGACAAAACAGGAAGUGAACAGCAUCUUCCUUGAAUGGAUCCAGAAUACACUGUCCUUGAAAUCUCUGAGAAAAGGUUUCCUGGACUCUCUGCGCUACAUCAGCAAGCACACGACCAUCAUGACCAGUCCAGAGCAGCUGGAGCAAGAGGCCCAGUCAAACCUCCACCGUCACUUCCUGUGCGACAGGAGCAAGUUACCAUGGCCGGUUACCAUGGCAGCGUCUGAACCCGUGAGUCCCAGCGGGCCCCCAGCGACUCGGGCACCGACUCCGAAGCCAGGUCCAUCGCAGGGGUAUUCUUCAAGAGUAACAACUCCAGUCUCUGUGACACCAUACGGAGUCACGCCCCUGCAGACCCCUAACCCGACCCCUCCCCGCACCCCGGUCUCCAGCAGACGCAGCGUGAAGCGGGAAAAUGACAAGGUCAGAGAAAGUAGGUCAAGGUCAAAUUCUCCGGCCACAGAGGAGGCAAAGUCGAAGCGACGAUCAAGCUACAGGUCCCGUUCCGGCCGACGAACACCAUCGGAUUCUCAGAAGGACCAUGAAAACCCCAUGGAAUACAUGACAUCACCCCCAGUUAGCAGGGUCAUCAAUCCGUUCUCCAAUUACAUAGUGCAGACUGUGCAGUCUUCACAGCCAAUGGAGCGCAAGGACGGAGAAUACCUGGCAGGACAGUCUGGCACAAGCUUUUCUACACCUUUGCAGCAGCAGCAGCAGAACACCCUGAUGGAACAGCACGUGGAUUCAAACCAAGGUGACCUGCAAGGUGCGACUUCUGUCAACAACAAAAAUCUUGUUGACCAAUUUGUAGAAUCUCUGAUUUCAGCACUAGGGCCUCACUCAAACUUGCCAAAGUUUGACAAGCUCACCCAGCCCAGUUCAACCUCUAACUCUAGUCUGGUCAUACCAUCGGUCAUCACCAAACAAUCGCCAAUCACUCUGCAGGUUCAAGAUAACCACGCUACCCAUGUGCUCACCCAGCCAAAUAUGGUAAAUUUCCCUUUGGAGAUGCACAGCAGUUCCAAAACCAGUUCAGCAUUCGUGGCAGCAAACAAACUGGAGAACUUUUCUCACAAUACAGUUUCAUCAAUGUUCGAGGAACCAAACUCCUCAGAAUUUCACGCCGACAUCUUUCAGAAUUUCGUUUCCAUGGAAACAACAAGUUGCCAAAUGCAUAUGACGGACUCGCAUAUCAGCAUGCCAAGCUUUAAUGAUGACUUUGAGACAAGCAUGGUUGUAUCAGUGGGCAACAACCACUUUGGCGAUUCCAACUCGCAGUUUAGAACGCCUCUCCAGACGGCAAGCUUCACGUGUUGCACCACCCCCCUGUCUGUUGUCGCGGCAACCAGUGGAAGCGUGCCGUCUGCAGGGGUCAGUGGAGGGGUCAGUUCGGAUUUCUUGAUAGAGGAUGACAGUCUGAUGACCUUGCUAAAGGUCGACCUCCUCGACAUGAACUCAGUGAUGACCUUUUUCAAGAACGAUGAUAAUAAGUCAUGAUUUGGGCUCUCUACACAUCCCACAUGUUGUGUAGAGUAAUAAGGUGUGUGUUUCUUUUUGUUCUGGUUUACAGAUACUCGUAUGAUGUUAUAUAACAGUAUUCAUUUGUGUCUAUUUUUUCUUUUCUUUAUGGCAAAGAGCUUGCUUGAUAUUGGUAUAUAAUGUUAUCUUUAUGGCAAAGAGCUUCCUUGAUAUUGGUAUAUAAUGUUAUUAGCUUUAGUUUACAUGCUGGUUAAAAGUGUUUGAUUUUGUACUUUUUUUUUCUUGUGUAAGUAUUUUAUAUGAUGUUUUUUUUUAAAUCAAAGAACAAUUUCUACAUAUGACUCUGCAGCAACUUCAUGUUAAUUGUGUACUAAAAACACUCCAAAUAAAGCAAAGGUUGUCAUAAUUAUAAUUAUGGGGUUAUUAAGUGUCAAACUGUAAUAUCAAAACAUGGCUUGGACCUGGUAUUAUUUGUUAGGAUUUAAGAUUAAAUAAUUAAGCAAUUCAGCAUUAUUGUACUCCUAUAUUUCAAGUUCAGCCUCAUAUUAUCCCCCGAUUCCAUGAAAGACGCCUUGUAUUUUGCUUUGCUAAUGUAAGUGCACCACUAGCCGUAUCAAUUCUUUCUCUUAACGUCAUUUUUUGCUGUUGCCUUUGUCCAAAAAGGUUUAAUCCAAUCCUGAAGUCAUUGAGAAAAUCUAAUUGUUCAACUUUCAAGUUUGUUGUUAAGCAAGGGGGGGAAGGGGCUAUGCCAAAGAACAUGUUAAAAUUAUGAUUGAAACACAACCUUCAACAGUUUACUGAUCUUAUUGUUCUGUAUAGUACUGCUAAUAAACUAGAGCAUAUAUUUCACUGAAAAGAAAAAAACACGCUUUUUGCAAAAUUUCCUACGACAUACGCAAUAAUAUUGUGCAACUUAUACGAUUAAUUUAUUUGCUUGGUAGGUUUUCUUUUCCUAAAAACUAUGAGAUUGUAGGUAUUUUUUUAACAAAUGUUUCAGUAUUAUAACAGCAAUCUAAAUCCACCAUUAUUCAUUCAUGAUCUUACAUUUGACAUUUGCCCCACAAUAGUUGACCGCUUGGACACUGAUAACAUUUAUGUGUUGUUAUAUACCCAGAUUGUCUCAUGAAUACUUUGCAAAUAAAAGGUAGUCAAGAAUAGUAGAAAAGAGGUAGUGAAGUGACCAGCCCCAAGAAGUAUGGAAGUCAGUUGACCAGGCCCAAAUAGUAUGGUAGUCAGAGGACAAGGCCCAAGUAGUAUAUGGCUAGGGCUGUUAAUAAAAUUCAUGCAGAAUCAGGUACAACUUGACUUAAGUUUACCUUAAUAACUUAACUCUUUCAGUGCUGGAACCGAAUUUUGAAUGCCUUUGCAAACAGUAUGGAUCCAGAUGAGACGCCACAAAAUGUGGCGUCUCAUCAGGAUCCAAACUGUUUGCUAUUCUGAUAGUAUUCUUUGUAAAAAAUCGAAGAAAAUGCUAAUUUAAGAAAUUCAGCAGACGACAUUUUAGCAGACGACAAAUUUCCCAGCAUGAAAAGGGUUAACAACUUAAAUAUCAGAUUUCAUAAUGCAUGCUUGAAAUACAAAAUGGGGAAAUAUGGCCUUAAAAAGUAAAAAAAAAAACACCACAAGAAAAUAUGUACGAAUUUUCACAACUAAAAAUGUAAAUAAAAUCUUAAUUUUAGACUUCUGAGGGACUCACAUUAAUUCUUUAGAGCUUUGUAUAUGGGCCUCAUAUCUAUAAAUGGAUAUUGAUAAAAUCAUGUAGAAUGAUCUACAUUUAUCUAAGGUAACCAAGUACAAGGAGGAAUGCUUUAUUUGCCUUGAACAUGAUAUAAAGUUGAAGUGAACUUAUCUCGAUGCAAUAGCUAACUUAAAAUCUGGGUGCAUAUUUUUAACUGUCUGCUUAUGUUAGAAGAGACCACAAGUGAUUCAGCAGUGCAGUGUUGUAUCAGGGGAAUGCAUGCUGCACACAUUAAAAUACUGGCUUCCAAAAAUAUUUUAUCUAUGACUCUUUUGUGGGGAUUGAGAAAGAUAGGAUUUCCCUAACAGCUUAAGUGUGUUUUGUUUAUGGAUUGAGUUUAAGUGUCUUAAGAAAGAAGAUUAAUGUUUUCAAGUCAAAUAGGUGUUCUACCUACAGGAUUAAUUUUUUAGUCUCAAUUUUGUUGGAAGUCUUUCCUGGCAAAGUGUAAUACAUUUCUUUCAAAAUCUGCCUUCAAUUUGUUAUGAUAGCUGAUAUGAUAAACAAACCAAUAAUUGGGGUAAUGUAAAAGUCAAGUGCUCAUGUCUGUAUAAACUUAAGUUGACCUUACGAUAGAACAAUGAUGUGACCACCAUAUAAACCAAUCAAAUCUCUGCACUGAUAAUAGCCUGACAACCUGACCUGACAAAACCUGCAAGGGACAUUUUGUCCAUGUAACUAUCUUACAUGACAUAUAGAAAACGUACAGGAAAAGCGUUUGAUGUGUAUAUCUUCAAACGUUCACAUGUAUUAUGUUUAGGGGUUGUGGCAUUAAGCUUUUGAUAAGAAGUCAAAAUGUCUCACAGUCUGUCUUAAGUACAUUUUAUAGGAUCUCUAAUUGUGCAUUGACUAGCUCCACCCAUAAAACAGGGCUGCAGCAGUAAAUAGUGACAGAGUCUUUCAAACAGAGCCAAUAGCAUUACAGUAUUCUUCCAGAAUGAUACAUGUUUUCUUGUUUUAUGAAUUAAUCUUGUCAUUUUUACUAGCCUCUUUUUUCGAAGUUCAUUAUCUAUAGCCUCUUUUUGACAGUGUUAUUUCUGAUGAUUAUAUUUUUUUAAUUAGCCAAUAUAAUUAAAUAACAUUUGAUUUAUUGCACUGGUAACUCCAGCUUGUAUCAAGUGGCCUUAAAAAUCAGUCUUCCUGUCAUAAAGUGUGUAUUUGAAUAUUUUUAUCAGAUACUGUGAAUGAUUCAUAAUGAAAUGUAACAGUGAUCAGGGCCAUUAUUCACAAAACUUCAUUGAGGAAACGUAAAUUCCUUAAAUUUAUAAAAAGUCCCUGGGGAUUUCAUGUUUAAUUCCUUUAACAUUUACAUUUUUAAUAUUUAAAUAUGGCUAAAAUGAUAAAGGUUUGAUUCUUUUGUUAUCAGAAAAAAAUGGAGUUCUAAAAACAAAUUUGUUAACAAAUUGUCACUUAAGUUAAACUUGCGUUUAGAUUCCCCAUCGGAUCUUUGUGAAAACUGGCCCCUGAUUAACACAGUCCUGCAAGUCAUUAUAAACCAACCUAAUCAGAUUGUCAAUUUUGUAUUGACUGGCAUGCAACUAUUUUGGGCUGCCAAAAGAUGGUAUUACAAUUCAAAUUUGCUUGAACCAACUGCUUAUUUCAUGAACAUAUAGCAUGUCAAUAUCAUAACUCUAUGAUGACUAGAUAAUCCAUUCCCUAGCAUUAUACAUUUGUGUUGCUAAACAUGUUAGUUUUAGUUUUAUUGCCAUAGUAUUUUGAAUUAGGUGAUGAAACUGAUGUAUAAAUAUGUAUUUAACAGUGCUGGGACAAAUAUAGACUGCACUGACUUGUCUUUAUGUAUUGUGAUGACAUUUUUGUUUUGAACUGUACUUGCAAUACUUGCAAUGUGUGGGAGUUUGUGUUGUAGUUGCAAGCUGUCUCACUAAGAGCACAUUAAUUUGAAAAACAAUAUACACAUGAUUUUUCUUUCAUAUUUUGAAAAAUCAGUUUAAGGUGAUUACUAGUAAAAAUACCAGAAAAUGAUUAUUUGUGGAAAAUGUUGAUAAACUUAAUAACAUUUUGAAAAAAUUAGCAUUCUGCCUAAUAAAUCAUUUAUGGAAAUUUUUGUUUGAAAAAAGAAACAACUUAAGAAAAAAAAUUGUAAAGCUAUUAACCCUAAGGCAUUUUAGCAUUAUAUAAUCAAAAUGAGAAUCUUUGAUAAAUAAGCACCAACAAUUAAGUAUAAACAUCCAUUAAACCAAACUUCAAGUCCAACAAUAAAUUAGUAAAUUAAAAUGUACUUGUAAUGCAAUUUUAAUUUCAAGGUCAACACAAUUUUAACAGGAAAAUUCACAGUUAGCUUGACUAGUGAGAUUUCUUGUUGGGUCUCUUUUUCAUAACAAAUACAACAGGUAUGUAAAUGUCAGAAACAAGUACAACCAAACUUUACAAUCAGCCCUAUCUGGUUAGAAUAGCUAUUGAUGUCCGCUUGUCAUCUAUAACUGCUGGCCCAGCUUGUAAACUUGUCAAGUUAAGUUGACAUUUUGGUGUGACCUGUUUCAUAAGCCAGUGAGUUAUAAAACUUUAAAAUGUACACUUAGAUGUAUGAGCGUGCUUUCCUGAAGUCAUAAUCCACUGUAUGCGUGGGGAACCAUAACAUUUAUUUUUUGUUGUAUAGAUGAUCCGAUGAUCCGAAUGCUGAAUUACUCAAUGCAUAAUUGGUCCUCAUAUCUGCGUAGUUUAUAUUUAAAAAAUAUAAAUAAAAUAAUUAAAAAAAGGCAUAAAAAUAACCAAAAAAAAAAAAAAAAAAAGUGUGUAUUCGAAAAUGAACAAAAAAAUAAUAAAAAUAAAUAAAAUUAAAAAAAAAAAAUGUAUAAAGUGAGAAAUACGUAAAAAAAAAAAAGAAGAAAAAGGAAUGUACAUUUAUCCUUCGCCAUAACCUUAGUUUGUUUAAAAUGACUUCUUUUCAACAAAUUAUAGGAUUAAGCGGAAAUGUGUAGGAAAAUUCUAUUGCAAUAAUGAUGUGUACUGCUACAGUAAUUUCUUGGGAGUUUAAAAUGAACAAUGACUAUGAACUGAAUCCUGUUACAUUUAUUCAUUUGUAAGUAUACAUUGUAAUGUAAAAUAUGUACCAUAAAAGUAUUAUGAAUAUAGGCUCUUAUCUGACAUAUGUAACUGUCUCUUCUUAGAUGUACAUGUAUAAUCUAUGAGGAUAACACUUUUAACAAAACUUUUGUUAUUCAAAUAUCAUUAAAACUGUUCUUGCCAAAGGAUUUAUUUUAUAUUUGAGACUAUUUACAUGUUUAUUGCAGUCUAUAUUUGUAUCCAGCACUGUAUAAUACAUAAGUAUACAUUAAUCAGUAUGCAAAACAUGCAAAAUUGUUAAAUGAUAUUAAUAUUAUUUGGGUUGAAUUUCAAUUUGAAAAUCAACAACAAAAGAACUGCCUUUUUUUACAGAUUUGUUUUAAGUACAAUGUACACUUGACAGCAGCCAUGCAAGACUUGUUUACGCAGCAUCAACAUUUUGUGAAGCAUAUUUGUUAAUACUUUUUCUAAGUUAGACAAGAAUCAGUUUGCCAGCCUGUUAACAACAUAUUGAUUUGAAUAAAAUAUAAUUAAAUAAUUUAAUUAUUG